Molecule: messenger RNA, 3171 nt
Organism: Miscanthus lutarioriparius
Lineage: Eukaryota; Viridiplantae; Streptophyta; Magnoliopsida; Poales; Poaceae
Source: the annotation of a GenBank genome assembly
AUGUCCCGUUCAUUCUUCCCGACCUGCUCCUCCCUGAAAGCGGAAAUGGAGGAGAUGAGCAAGGAGCUGGACGACCUGCGGGCCGAGGUGGAGGCGCUCACCGCCCAGCUCCGAGCCAAGUCCGACCUCGCCGACGGCCUCAAGCGCGCGGGCGCGGACCAGGCCGCGCGGCUGCGGGAUGCCCGGGCGGAGGCGGAACGCAAUGCGGCGGAGGCCGCGGCCAUGGCCGAGGAGGCGGCCGCCACCGGGGAUCGGUGCGGGGUGCUGGAGUCCAGGCUGGCCGAGAAGGAGCAGGCGCUGAGGCACCUCUGCGCGGCGCACGAGGCGCUCAAGGGCACGCUCCGGGAGAAGAUCGAGGGCCUCGAGGGCGACAAGAAGGGCCUCCUCGCGGCGCUCGAGGACGCCGAGGGGAGGCGCGUGGAGCACGAUGCCGCCCUGCGCGCGCGCGACGACGAGGUCGCGCGGCUUCGGGGGCUCCUGUCAGAGAAGGACAGGAGGUGCGGCGAGGCUGAGAAGAGGGCGUUGGCGCCCAGGGAGGUGGUGAUGAGGGACGACAUGCUGGUGAAGCUGGAGGAGGAGAAGGCCGCCGUCGAGGGCAAGCUCAAGUGGAAGGCUGAGCAGUUCAGGCACCUCGAGGAGGCACUCAAGAAGGUUCAAGAUGACUUCAGGGCUGCCAAGAAGGAGUGGGGCUCAGAUAGAUCAACUUUGGUUAAUCGGAUUGGCACACUUGAGGCUGAUUUGGAUUCCAAGACCAGGGUUGCGGAGGAUUUCCGGUCGAGGCUUGAUAUGUGCAGCCAGGCAUUGGCCCAUGAGGAAGGUCGCAGGAAGCGGGUGGAAGCAGAGAUGUCUGAGUUGCGCCACAUGUAUGGCAAUGUGGUCUCUGAAUAUGAAGGGGCCAAAUCAAUGGUCGAGUCGUUGAGCUCCAACACGGAUGGGGAGAUAGCAUCUUUGAGAAGCUCACUGGCUGAGAAGGCUACAUUACUCAAAGAAAUGGGAUACAGGAAGACACAUCUUGAACAAGAAAAUGAGGAUUUACGGUCAAGGCUCAAGGAGUAUCAGGAGGCACAGAUUGGUGGUGCAGAUGCUGUUGUUUCAUUGAAAAGUCUGCGGGAGAAGCUCCGAGCCUUGGAGCAGACACAUAGAAGUUGCACUGAGAAGCUACGAGGUAAGGAAGAAGAAUGGAGAUUGCAGAUGGCAAAGCUUGUGAAUGACUUGGAUGGACGCUUAUCACAGUUAGAAUCCAAAGAUAUUCUUAUUGGGCAACUGCAGAAUGAGUUGCUGGGUAGUUAUGGGUCCCUUGAGCUACAAAUAGUGGAGAACUGGGAAGCUUUGAUAAUUCUUACUGUUGUGCAGGCAAAAUUUCAUGAGCCCUGCUCAUUUGUUGAUACUGCUCAACUGAAUAUGCAGCAUCAUUGUGAAGAAAUUGAGAAGGAAAUUGCUUCUGCCAAGAAACAGUUAGAAGAACAAUCUUGCACUAUUGUCCAGUCUCAAGCUGAACAGAAACAACAAUCUGAGGUUAUAGCAAAAUUGUAUGCAAGAAUCAAGGAGUUAGAACACAUGGAACAAGAACAAAAGAAGAUGCAAAGGCAGCUUGAUGCGUACAAAGAGAUGCUGGAGAACACAUCAAGAGAUGCUCACUGCCUAAAAGAUGAAGCUUCAAAGAAGGAAAGCACCCUGCAGGAGAAAUUGAGGGAGGCAUUAAGUGCUCUUGAUGAAGCAAACUGUGCCCUUGCUAACAGGAAGACUGAGCUGAGCCAGUUAGAAAUCAAUCUCCAUCAUCAAAAGCAAGCAAUUGAGCAUUUGGAAAAACUGAAAAUUGAUUUGGAAACUGAAGUCGAAAGCUAUAUGUAUGACAACCGUAUCCUGAAGAGAGAUCUGGAUGCUGCUCUUGUUGCCAAAAUGGAAGCUGAGGAUUUCCUUAGACAAGAAAAGAUGAAGUUAAUAUGUGCUCUCGAUGAGGCAAAAUAUACCCUUUCUGAGAGGAACAGUGAGCUGACCCAGUUCGAGAACAAUUUUAAUCAGCAAAGGCAAGCACUGGAGAAUUUAGAGAAGGUGAAGGUAGAUAUGGAAACUGAACUCAAAACAUGUAUGGAUGAAAAUUGUGUACUGAAGAGAGAUUUGGAUGUUGAAAUUAUUGCCAAAAUGGACGCUGAGGAGUGUCAUACAAAAGAAAAGGAGGAGCUAUGUGGUAUAAUUAACGAGAAAGGAAUGAUGAUGGAUAAGCUUCAGCAAUACAUCACAGUGCUCGAAGAAGAAAACAUUGGCCAGAAACUUGAUUUGGGAAGUCUUAUCAAGAUGGAGUAUGAGAAGUCCAUUCACGAAGUGAAGAACAGGUACUCUGAAAUUGUUGAGGUCUCUGACAAAAAACUUUUGGAGCUGGAAGAAAGCCUUAGAUUCUUUGAGCAGAAAUUUGCAUGCAGGGAGCAGGAGCUCAUGAAAAUGUUUGAUCAAGAGGAAGCAGAUUGGUAUACACUAAUUGCAGAGAAAGAAAUUGCUAUUUCUGAUAUUCGACAAACUGUUGAAUCUGUUCAGCUUGACAUCAAGCACCUUCUUGAGGCUGCAGCAGCAAAACUGGCAGAAGUUCAGCUAGAGGUGAAUCAGCUUUAUGGUUUUGCAGAAACUCUGAAUUCACUUAACGUCAUCCAAGAGCAUGAUACUGUUUUCAAGGAUAUGCUCAUUGCAGAGUGCGAAAGAGAACUUGACUCCCUGCUGGUGAAUUUAGUGCAAGAGAAGCAUCAGUCAAGAAAUUUGAAGAAUCUUAUUGAACAGCUGAAAGCUCAAACUGCUUCAGAAAUGUCAGAAAAGGCAAAGGAGCAUCUAGAAGUUACAACUAAGCUGAAAUCAUUGGAGGAAAGAAAUGAAACAUUAGAUGAGCAUCUGCGAGAGCUAAAGUCUAGAGCAACUGAUAUGUCUAAUGUUGUACUACAAGAGAGGAAUCAGUUGGUCGAUGAGCUGACUGGACUAACCAAUAUCAUUGGGGAGGUAAUUUAUGGAGGUGAAAGUAUGAUGUCAAAUUUGAGAAGGAUCAUGCAGAAAGUUAAUGAGGAGGAACCAUGCAAUGACAGGCUUACCUCAGAAAAAACUAAUGGUAGAAGUUAUGCACCUUUGAUCAGGAACAAAUCAGGGCAUGUCCUAGAUAGAAGGUCGCCUCUGAAGGAGCACAACUACUAG